AUGAAAUUAUCUCUUAAAAAUAUUGCCUUACUGUUAUUGCUAUCGAUCAGAAUUCACUCUUUACUGAUACCAGAUGACGAUGAAAUACAUUUAGAAAAGAGAAGAGGCGGUUUUGGUGGUGGUGGCCAUGUUAGUAGCGGUGGUUCGAGAGGUUCAAGUGGAAGUUCCAGUAGUAGUUCCAGCACUAAAGGCGGUUCCGAUACUGGAUCCGUCGUGUCUAGUGGUGAUACGCUAGUUGGUUCGAACUCCGGUUCCAGUGGUUCUAACUCUGGUACCUCACCAAAGGCAGGAUCUAAUCUUGGCAGUACUAGUGGUAAUUCAAACUCAAAUAGUGGGUCCAGUGGGUCCAAUAUUGCUGGUGGUGCAAUAGCUGGUGGUCUAGCAGGUGGUGCAAUAGCAGGUGGUUCUCAUCCAGGACGUAUUCAAAGUGGUAGUGGUAACUCCACCUCAUCAUCUACUGCUGCUGCUUCAUCUUCAUCUGCAGCUUCAAAGAAACAUCACAAUGCUGCCAACAUAAAUUAUGGUUCAAUGCUGAAUAUCAUUGGUGUGAACGGUGCUGUAGUGUCUUCUGCUAUGAUCUCUGCAUUUUUAUUGUUAUAA
Maudiozyma barnettii is the source of this 600-nucleotide messenger RNA. RefSeq lists its product as uncharacterized. The record is from RefSeq and is a predicted model, not a curated record. Lineage: Eukaryota; Fungi; Ascomycota; Saccharomycetes; Saccharomycetales; Saccharomycetaceae. Bases 1 to 600 code for a protein of 199 amino acids. The transcript has a single exon.